AUGAAAGUAUAUUCUAUUUUCAGAUCUGGGCGUUUUUUAGUUCUGCUUUGUCUUUUCACUGUGGAAGGCAAAAAGUCACCUACAGGAAAGCAUACCUGCCGAAAAGGACUCCUCUCCCAAGUGACAGAGAACCUGUAUAUCAAGGCAACUAGUUUAAAAUCAUCUGUUCCUAAGGAUCUCAUCAAGAACACAAGACUGCUUAAAAAGACAACAAAAAUGCUGUUUAUGACAAACUGCCGUGUUCGAGAUCAGCUCCUCUCCUUUUAUGUGAAAAAUGUUUUCAGUCAUCUUGGAGUAGGAAGUGACAAGUUGUACGUUACUAGUGCCUUCCAGGUCCUGCAAGCGAACAUGAAUGCCUGUCUUCCAUGUGCUCCAUCCACAAGGUUAACUUCUGCAGUCAAAAAAUUAAAGAAAACGUUUCUUAAGCUUGGAGAAAAGGGAAUCUACAAGGCCAUCCAUGAGCUGGAUAUUCUCCUUCCCUGGAUUCAGGCCUACAUAAAAACCAUUGUAUGA
Gymnogyps californianus (California condor) is the source of this 513-nucleotide messenger RNA. RefSeq names its product interleukin 26 (gene IL26). The record is from RefSeq and is a predicted model, not a curated record. Bases 1 to 513 code for a protein of 170 amino acids. NCBI's taxonomy places the organism in Eukaryota, Metazoa, Chordata, Aves, Accipitriformes, Cathartidae. The transcript is spliced from 5 exons.